AUGGCCAUGGCAACCACCAUGCAAUCCACCCUUGCAACAGCUAUGACACGCGUAGCCAACAGAACCAGAGAUCUCCAGGUCGUCCCUCCCAGGUCGGUGCUACGUCUUCAAAGGAGUGCUGUGCAGGUGCGGUGCACCAAGGAGGAUGGCCAAAUCGAACGGCCACCUCCUGUCACCACCAACCCCCAGCAGCCACCCUCACUCUCACAGUCACGUCAACCGAUCCCUCCUCCUCCUCCUCCUCCUGCGCCUAAGGUGAGCACUAAAUUUGGGGAUGUGUUCGCAUUUAGUGGGCCGGCACCGGAGAGGAUCAACGGCAGGCUUGCCAUGGUAGGCUUUGUUGCGGCAAUGGGUGCGGAAAUAUGGAAGGGUGAGGAUGUGUUUGCUCAGAUAUCCAACGGUGGGAUUCCAUGGUUCCUGGGAACCGCUGUUGUACUCUCACUGGCUUCUCUGAUUCCCUUGUUCAAAGGUGUGAGCGUGGAGUCCAAAUCGAAGGGGUUGAUGACUUCUGAUGCGGAGAUGUGGAAUGGGAGGUUUGCCAUGUUGGGUCUGGUUGCACUCGCCUUCACUGAAUAUCUUAAAGGUGGUGCUCUUGUCUAG
This is a messenger RNA of Vitis vinifera (wine grape), 600 nucleotides long. Its product is annotated as chloroplast ELIP early light-induced protein. Lineage: Eukaryota; Viridiplantae; Streptophyta; Magnoliopsida; Vitales; Vitaceae. The record is from RefSeq and is marked provisional. The transcript has 3 exons. The coding region runs from base 1 to 600 and encodes 199 amino acids.